Rhododendron vialii is the source of this 1948-nucleotide messenger RNA. Its product is annotated as probable polyamine transporter At3g13620. Gene Ontology annotation, cellular component: membrane. Gene Ontology annotation, biological process: transmembrane transport. The coding region runs from base 121 to 1650 and encodes 509 amino acids. Gene Ontology annotation, molecular function: transmembrane transporter activity. The record is from RefSeq and is a predicted model, not a curated record. NCBI's taxonomy places the organism in Eukaryota, Viridiplantae, Streptophyta, Magnoliopsida, Ericales, Ericaceae. The transcript has a single exon.
CAGCAUAUUUAUCCGUCACCCCUUUUAUAGUUUCCCACUUCUCUCAAGUUUCAACUACACAACACCAUCACGCACUUAGAGAUCCAACCCCAACCCCAUAGCCGAAAACCACCACAACCCAUGUUCUCUAAUGGCCACCAAACUUCACCCCCACAACCACCACCCACCACCUCAACAACUCCAGUCACCACCCAAAACCCACCGCAACUCCUCCCCAUAACCACCACCACCACCACCACCACCACCCACGACCCCAAAAAACUAACUCUAAUCCCCCUAAUCUUCCUCAUCUACUUCGAGGUGGCUGGCGGCCCAUACGGCGAAGAACCCGCCGUGCAGGCCGCCGGCCCCCUCCUCGCCAUCCUCGGAUUCCUAAUCUUCCCCUUCAUCUGGAGCAUCCCGGAGGCCCUCAUCACUGCUGAGCUCUCCACCGCCUUCCCCGGCGACGGCGGCUUCGUGAUAUGGGCCGACGCCGCUUUCGGCCCCUUCUUCGGCUCCCUCAUGGGCACGUGGAAGUUCCUCAGCGGUGUCAUCAACAUAGCCGCCUUCCCCGUCCUCUGCGUUGACUACCUCCAAAACAUCUUCUCCGUCUUCUCCGGCGGUUACCCCCGUUACCUCGCCGUUACCCUCUCAACACUCCUCCUCUCCUUUGUCAACUACUUAGGCCUAUCCAUAGUGGGUUACUUCGCCGUCUUCCUCGGUAUAAUCUCUCUUUUACCCUUUAUCGUAAUGUCCUUAAUAGCUAUCCCACAGAUAAAGCCCCAUAGAUGGCUCAGUUUAGGCCAGAAAGGAGUUAAACACGACUGGAAUAUUUUCUUCAAUACCCUUUUUUGGAAUUUGAAUUUUUGGGAUAAUGUUAGUACUCUGGCAGGAGAAGUCAAAAACCCACAAAAGAUAUUCCCAAAGGCAUUAUUUAUCGCGGUGAUUUUCACCUGUUUGGCUUAUAUUAUCCCACUUAUGGCCGUAACUGGGGCCGUCUUGGUUGACCAAAGCGAAUGGGAAGCAGGGUUCAUGGCACAGGCUGCGGAAAUUAUCUCGGGGAAAUGGCUUAAGUUGUGGAUUGAAAUAGGCGCUGUUUUGUCUGGAAUUGGGCUUUUCGAAGCCCAAUUAAGCAGCAGUGCCUAUCAGGUCCUGGGUAUGGCGGAAUUGGGCUUUUUGCCCAAAAUUUUCGGGGUUAGGUCGAAAUGGUUCGGUACACCUUGGGUGGGAAUUGUGUUAUCGACCGUGAUCACCCUCUCUGUUUCGUUCAUGAAUUUCACAGAUAUUAUCUCUUCGGCGAAUUUCUUGUACAGUUUGGGGAUGCUGUUGGAGUUCGCAUCCUUUGUGUGGCUAAGGAGGAAGUAUCCGGCAAUGAAGCGGCCAUUCCGGGUGCCGAUGGGGAUACCGGGACUUGUAGUUAUGUGUUUGGUUCCAUCCGCGUUUUUGGUUUUUAUAAUGGCUAUUGCGACUAAGGUUGUUUACUUGGUGAGUGGGCUGAUGACCGUGGCUGGGGUUGGGUGGUAUUUUUUCAUCAAGUAUUGUAAGGCCAAGAAGUGGUUCAAGUUUAGUGAAAAUGGUGAUAAGUUUAUUACCGUUGGAAAUGGUGAGGGACUAGCUGCACCUGCUUUUUAUCUGUAUCUCUGUUCCCUCUGCAAUUUUAGCAACAGUUAAUUACAUGCACAUGGGUAUUGGUCAAGAAGAUACAGCUGGUUUGGUAUGGUGCGAUUGCUGCCUUUUCGGCUUGUUUGAAGUCAACCUACUUUGAAAAGACGAGUAAGCAAAAGUGUUCCCAAAGUCAUGUACUCCAUUUUUCUCUCCUCAAAUGUAAGCAGAAACUAUUGGUUUUUUGUUCUUUUAUGUUGUGGUCCUACCAUAUUCAAGUAAGCCUCUUGAGAAUGAGAAAAAAAUGGUGCGAUAGAGUGUAAGCGUCUUUCAAUGGUAUUAAAAUAUUUUAGAGCGGUGAUUAAAA